Uncinocarpus reesii 1704 is the source of this 684-nucleotide messenger RNA. RefSeq lists its product as uncharacterized. NCBI's taxonomy places the organism in Eukaryota, Fungi, Ascomycota, Eurotiomycetes, Onygenales, Onygenaceae. Gene Ontology annotation, biological process: lipid metabolic process. The transcript is spliced from 3 exons. The record is from RefSeq and is a predicted model, not a curated record. The coding region runs from base 1 to 684 and encodes 227 amino acids. Gene Ontology annotation, molecular function: phosphoric diester hydrolase activity.
AUGAACGCCUUCACGCAUGCCGUCGAGGUAGGCACACACGCUAUUGAGACGGAUAUCCGCCUCUCCAGAGACGGGGUUAUUGUACUUUCGCAUGUUGAUAAUAAUGCAGAUAAUAUAAUUGCCGCCCUCACUCGCGUCUUUCUUUCCGUGCCAUCACCGUAUCGGCCAUGGAGGGACCGUGUGGUGCUGGGUUCCUGGACGGCUGAAUACCUCUCGCUUGUUCGAGACCACUUCCCCGUAUACCCGCUCGCCAUAACGACCUUUUCCAUCCAGUAUGCUCGGCAGUUUCUGACGGUUCCAGGGGUGAGUAUUAGCAUCAACCAAAAAGUUCUCAUGGGCUGUGGCGGGCGGAGGUUCCUUGCUGACGCCAAACGGGCGGGGAAAGCUGUGUUUGUGUGGACUGUGAAUAAAGAGGUGUUGAUGCGGUGGAGUGUCCGGAGGAAAGUUGAUGGAGUGAUUACAGAUCAGCCGGUGCUGUUCGAGGAUGUUGUGAGGCAGUGGGAGGAUGACGAUUAUGGGGAUGGGUUUGUGAGCAACGAGGUUGAAAUUACGCUGGAGCAGAGGGCAAUGGCGCUGCUGGCGACGAUCGCCUCUUGGGUGCUGGGGAUCGUCUUAACUGUAAUGUAUCCGGUCAAGUUUAGACGGUUGGAUGGAACGGUGGAUGAUGGGUUAGGGUAUGCUUAA